Trichoderma aggressivum f. europaeum is the source of this 2754-nucleotide messenger RNA. RefSeq lists its product as uncharacterized. The record is from RefSeq and is a predicted model, not a curated record. Gene Ontology annotation, molecular function: nucleic acid binding; ATP binding. The transcript is spliced from 14 exons. Lineage: Eukaryota; Fungi; Ascomycota; Sordariomycetes; Hypocreales; Hypocreaceae. Bases 1 to 2754 code for a protein of 917 amino acids.
AUGGAGAGCAUGAGGGGCAUCUUGUACAAGACGAGCCUCCAAGAAGCUCGAGAGCGGCAGCUGGCUGGGCAAAAGAGGACCUGGUCGAUGAGCAUUGGUGAUGAGAACGGAAAAGAGCCGUCUUCUGCAUCUGGAUCUGGAUCUGCCUUUACUGCGACUACAGCUGCUCCCGCGUCAGCUUCUUCCCAAGGCUCGGUCCGGUUUCAAAGCGCUCUCCAUUUCCUUCCACCGGCCACCAGACUUUCUGCAAGCAAAAUCAUCGCAUUUAAUGCACCAGAAGGCCCUUCCGAGUAUACCCAGAGGCGUAUUUUUGCUGCUACGCCAUCUUCUACCAUAGACCCCGAGCUCGAUCUUGCCUAUCCUGUAUAUAAUCUACCGCCUCGGCUCGUUAAUAAUUUUGCUUCCCUUGGAAUUAGGCAAAUCUAUCCAUGGCAGAAAAACUGCCUCAAAGGACCAGGCUUGCUUACAGGUGCUAAAAAUCUGGUUUAUUGUGCUCCCACCGGCGGUGGCAAGUCUCUUGUUGCUGAUUUACUCAUGCUCAAGAGGAUAACGGAAGAGCCCGAGACCAAAGCCCUCCUUAUUCUCCCAUAUGUUGCCCUUGUACAAGAAAAGGUUCGCUGGCUACGGAGCGUCGUUCAGGGACUUACCGCAAACCUAGAUCCCGAAGCGCUGGAGAAGCAAAGAGCCAAUAGUAUAUGGCGACUUCGUCCAGACCAUGAUUCUAUCAAGGUCAUCGGCUUCUUUGGUGGCGGCAAAAUUCGAUCGACUUGGCAGGAUUUCGAUAUCGGCAUAUGUACCCUGGAAAAGGCCAACAUGCUCAUCAAUACCGCCAUUGAAGACUCUUCCAUAUCCCAAUUGCGAGCUGUAGUUCUCGACGAGCUUCACAUGAUUGAUGAUGACCAUCAACAGCCCAUUCAGAUCAUUGGCAUGAGCGCUACUCUUCCUAAUGCAAGCCUGGUUGCCAAAUGGCUUAAUGCACAUUCUUACGAAACUAGGUAUAGGCCGAUACCAAUCGAAGAACACCUAGUCUGCGAAGGAAAAGUCUACCACAUCGGUACCAACGGUGCUGCGGCCCAAAGACAGGUGAAAGUCGAGGAGAUAUCAAAAGCUCAGAUAGAUCCUACGCGACAAAUCGAAGAAUCCAGCCAUAAGGAAUUUCGCGAUCCCGUCCUCAACGCCGUGGUAUCCUUGGCACAUGAGACAGCCCUGAUGGGUUAUGGCGCUUUAGUAUUCGCUGGUAGCCGAGGCAUUUGCGAGUCGGAUGCUCGCCUGAUCAGCAGAGUAAUGCCCCAACCGCACGAAGUGGAUAGCAAGACUAUGGACAAAAGGAUGGAUCUGUUGAGUGAGCUACGAAGUCUCAGUACAGGAGCCGAUCCUGUAUUGGAGGAAACCGUCUUGUCCGGCGUUGCAUUUCAUCAUGCGGGCUUAACGAGUGAGGAGAGAGAUCUCAUUGCCGAAGCGUAUGAUGCUGGCACACUGCUAAUAUGCGUCGCCACCUGCAGUCUGGCAGCUGGUAUCAAUCUUCCUGCUCGAAGGGUGAUCCUUCAUAAUGCAAGGAUGGGGCGUGAAUUCGUCGGCCCCUCUAUGCUACGACAGAUGAGAGGUCGUGCCGGAAGGCAGGGCAAAUCGCCCGUUGGAGAGACAUAUCUCUGCUGUCGCCAAGACGACCUAGAGCAAGUCUUAGAUCUCAUGUAUGCGGAUAUCCCAGAGAUUGCUAGUUGUCUCAACACCGAAAACAAGCGGGUUCAACGGGCCAUUUUGGAAGUCAUUUCCGUUCGCUUAGCAAACAGUCAUGAGUCUCUCCUCGAAUAUUUUUCCAAUUCUCUAAUAAGCUAUACUCACGAUCGAGAGUUUGUAGAAAAAUGCCUAACCUCAGGGCUGGAAGAGAUCCACGAUUUAGGGCUAAUUGUUCAUGAUUCUUCCUCGAGUUUUGCAGCGACGCAAUUGGGCAAAGCCAUCGUUGCCUCUUCUGUUGAUCCCUACGAUGGAGUCUUUAUACAUGCCGAACUAACUAAGACGCUCAAGGCCUUUGUCAUGGAUGGCGAAAUGCACAUUCUCUAUGUCUUUACUCCGGUUCAAGAUUUCGGCAUCAUAGUCAACUGGCAAGUGUUUCGCAACGAGAUGGACGCGUUAGACGAGAGUGGGCUUCGAGUCCUUGGCUUUCUGGGUAUCAAGCCGACGGCCGUUCUCAAGCUUGCUCAGGGAGUUCCACUUAAGGAGAAUACACCCGAAGAAAGGGAGUUGGCCCGUAUAUACCGUCGUUUCUAUCUGGCACUGCAAUUGCGAGAUUUAUGCAAUGAGAUGCCGAUACAUGUGGUUGCGCGAAAGUACGACUCACCUCGAGGUUCUGUGCAGACACUUGCGCAGACAUGCCAGGGCUUCGCGGCAGGCAUGAUUAAGUUUUGCGAGCACAUGGGAUGGGGCAUCAUGGCUGCUGCGCUGGAACACUUUUCGGACAGGCUGAUGGCCGGUGCAAGGACGGACCUACUGGAACUCGCCAAGAUUCCAUUCAUCAAGAGCCGCACGGCUCGAGUCUUUUGGGAGAACGGAUAUCGAACCGUCGGUGCUAUAGCAAACGCCGAUCCAAAGGAAUUGGUUCUGAUUCUGAUGCAAGCCCAGCCGAAUAAACUGCGUAUCAAGGGGAAGAUUGACGAGAAAUAUGAAGAAAAGCUACUCGCCAAAGCAAAUGUGAUAUCAGCUUCGGCGAAUCGGCUAUGGCAAGUUCAAUUGCAGGCUGAAAUGGCUGAAGAAUAA